Messenger RNA from Oenanthe melanoleuca, 233 nucleotides. Its product is annotated as homeobox protein Hox-C11-like. Gene Ontology annotation, biological process: anatomical structure development; regulation of transcription by RNA polymerase II. The record is from RefSeq and is a predicted model, not a curated record. The annotation marks the transcript as partial. NCBI's taxonomy places the organism in Eukaryota, Metazoa, Chordata, Aves, Passeriformes, Muscicapidae. The transcript has a single exon. Gene Ontology annotation, cellular component: nucleus. Gene Ontology annotation, molecular function: RNA polymerase II cis-regulatory region sequence-specific DNA binding; DNA-binding transcription factor activity, RNA polymerase II-specific.
CCGCCCCCAGGACCCGGAAGAAGCGCUGCCCCUACUCCAAAUUCCAGAUCCGGGAGCUGGAGCGGGAGUUUUUUUUCAACGUUUACAUCAACAAGGAGAAGCGGCUGCAGCUGUCGCGACUGCUGAACCUGAGCGACCGACAGGUGAAGAUCUGGUUCCAGAACCGCCGCAUGAAGGAGAAGAAGCUGAGCCGGGACCGGCUGCAGUUCUUCUCGGGGAACCCCCUGCUCUGA